This is a messenger RNA of Penicillium canariense, 1053 nucleotides long. It is a transcript of the gene erg27, whose product is annotated as protein erg27. NCBI's taxonomy places the organism in Eukaryota, Fungi, Ascomycota, Eurotiomycetes, Eurotiales, Aspergillaceae. Gene Ontology annotation, cellular component: cytoplasm. Gene Ontology annotation, biological process: signal transduction. The record is from RefSeq and is a predicted model, not a curated record. The transcript has a single exon. The coding region runs from base 1 to 1053 and encodes 350 amino acids.
AUGGCUAACUGUACCGACGUGGAUAAUGCAGACUGCAUCUUCCUAGUUCUAUGGAUGGCCUCCUCUGAGGUGGACCAGAAGGCCUUGGGCAAUUUCGCGGCCGUCACGGCCCUCGAAAGCCCUUUCUUGUCGGCAAUGCUCUACAAGGUACUGGGUGUGUCGGUCAUGCUUUCCAAGAAACUUGUUCGCGCCCGCCGACUGCGCCGACUCGAUACCACCCGCGAAACCAAGUCGCUUCAGCUCUACCACCACAUCAUAUGGCUGUCGCGCGAAGGCCUCUUCAUAUUGGAAGGAUUCGUCUUACCCCUGGUCGCCGCAUUUGUGGAAUUGAAGGUGCUAUCAUACAAACUCCGCGCCUCGUUCUACCAUAUCUUUGUGCUUUUUCACAAUCGGCCCAUCUUUCUCCCCCCCGACACCCAACUCCCAGCCCAUGCCAUGCGCGACUCAAUAUAUGGCCCGGACUCAUUGACAGCGCUGGGUGGAUUGGCAGCUCAAGAGGCCAAAAACCGUCCACAUCCCCCUGGUCUAGCGCCCGUUCAACCAACCCAGCCUGCCUCCUCCUUCCUCCUCCCCCCGCUCGACUAUACAACGACUGCAACAGCAUGCUUUAACUACGCCGCCCUCCUUGCGGACAAACUGCUUCCAGGCUCACACCCCCUCCGGCUCUCUGUGAAGCUGGAGUAUGCCGCCUACCUCUAUGACUGUCUCCAAGAUCCAAUAUCCUCCCGCCGUCUAGCCAAGCGCGCCAUCGCAGACGUAUACAAUGCCCAAGAAGGCAUGGAUGACGAGAGUUUCGAAGAUGCCGCCGAAAUCGUCGGUGUCCUGGGCAAGAUGGUCAAGCGCGGUGGGAAGCCGGGUAGCAGUACAGCUGGCAGUGCGACCUCUCGCGGCGAGCAGUCUCAGAGUCGCAGCAGUCGCAGCCCAUCGCAUCUGGACACCAGCGUUCCAACCACCAUCUCUCCUGUUUCUGUCACGAAACCUACGCCAGUUCCUUCAAGCAGCGCCGUUACAGCACCCGCUGUACCGAGCGCGAAUAUGAUGAAUCCGAUUUAA